AUGAGUCUCCUUUCAACAUCCAUCCCCCAGGGAAGACCUCGCUCUAAGAGUCUUCCCCCCGCUGCGCAAAGCCUCUACGAAGAGAUCGUUUAUAAGCUGUCCUACAUCUCUACCUAUACUGAGUUGAUAUUCGAGCACGUGAAACCUGAUGACGGAAAUCUCAUUUGUCGAUCCUUAGAUGGCCACGCCGAGACCGAACGACGCUGCGCAAGGAUCAAUUAUAACUCGGUGACCAGAAUUCUACGCUUGAAACUCAUGCCCAUUAGUCUGCACGACAGCCACCAGCGGUGGAUAAACACCUGCAUUGUCGAAUGGCGAUACAACGGCCUCAUAACUCGACAAGAAUCGCAACUGUUGUGGAGCGGCGUUGGGACCACCUUUGACCAAUUCUCGGGCAUCUACAGGGGCUCAUCAAAACAGCCAGACCAUUACCUUCGAGUGGACACGGAUCCAUCGCCGCGGAUAAUAGUCGAGUCAGGAUGGUCGGAGUCCUUUCCACACCUUCGCCACGACAAAGAUUUGUGGAUACUCGGAGAUCCGUCCGUUGUGCUUGUGAUCCUGUUACGGUGGACAGCAAUAACGAACGGGCGAAUCAAGGGCUGUGCCGAAGUAUGGCGCCGGGACGCAGUUGGGAGUCUUGUUUCAAGUACCAUGAGUAUCUUCCCAGCGCCCUCGCCAUUACCCCCGACCGAAACGAUUCAGUUGACCAAGGGGGAGCUGUUCGGCGCUGCCAUGGUACCCGGAGCAAACCCGAACACUAUCCUUGAAUUAGAUGUUGCCGAGCUAAGGGGAUUUGCCGAAGAAGUGGUUACGAAAAUGAAUAUGCAACCAGCAUAG
Molecule: messenger RNA, 837 nt
Organism: Aspergillus affinis
Lineage: Eukaryota; Fungi; Ascomycota; Eurotiomycetes; Eurotiales; Aspergillaceae
Exons: 4
Coding region: 1-837 (278 amino acids)
Source: RefSeq, a predicted model, not a curated record